Amphiprion ocellaris (clown anemonefish) is the source of this 3314-nucleotide messenger RNA. RefSeq names its product glycerate kinase (gene glyctk). The transcript has 5 exons. Gene Ontology annotation, cellular component: cytoplasm. The record is from RefSeq and is a predicted model, not a curated record. Gene Ontology annotation, biological process: protein phosphorylation. Lineage: Eukaryota; Metazoa; Chordata; Actinopteri; Pomacentridae. Gene Ontology annotation, molecular function: glycerate kinase activity. The coding region runs from base 1456 to 3030 and encodes 524 amino acids.
GUUUUUGUCGAACGUCAUAAGUAGGAUUUUGUAAAAUAUAGAAGUUCAUGUAGAAGUUCACUGGCAUGAUAGAAUAGAACAGAAAGAUCCCCAAGUGGAAAUUCUGUUGUUACAGCAGCAAAGCACAACGAGUAAAGUGACCACCACCACAAUGCAAAUAAGAAAAAAAAGAACACGACCUGGCAAAAUAAGGCGCUUGACUUGAAUAAAAUAAACACUUUGGGGGUAUUUUAAAGAGGAAGACAGAGUAAUACAACUUUUUCAAAGAGCAGCUGGAAAAUAUCUCCAAAGAGUGACAGAACAUCUCCUAAAAUUUGGUAUCUUCCAUGCCAAGAAGUACUGAGUUGGCAUACACAAAGUACUGAAAAGAAUGGAAGCCUGAAUCUCAGUAAUGAAAAAUAUAGUGACUUCUGUUGUAUUAAGUUCCUACUGUGUGGCCUACAUGAGCAACAUUAAAAUGCUGCUUUGCAUGAAGAAUAUUAAUACAAUGAUAUGACAUAUAACUGUACAUCACUCACAGGGGAAUUAUUCUGUCUUGAGUAGUUUUACUGUUAACACUUUAAGGACAUUUUCUUGGCCAUACUUAGAUAUUUUUGCUUAUCUAACAUUUUACUUGCAAUACUUGUAACAGUGUAGUUUUAGUAUUUUACUUAAAUACAGGAUCCCCAACUAUGCUUACAGGUCAAUGCUCUGUGUCUUCCAAUAAUAAUUUAUACAACUGUCGGUUUUUGUCCUUUAUCGUCUUAUUAAUGAAAAAUUCUCAUUAUAGUAAUCUGUUGUCAUUGUGUCUACAUGUUUUGUUACACCGUUUAUGGCGCUGCAUGUGGGCAAAUGCAUAUCAAAAAACAAGACUGACUUGAAUUAUCUUGCACAACUGAAACCAGAGUUUUGAAUCUCCAACAUUUUGCAUUAAAAAUAAUCUGCUUUUAAGGCUCACCUGACAUUUUCACUAGUCAGACUAUCAUAAACAAACAAAUCACAUCUAUUUUUACGUGCCUCAUUGACAUGUUUGGUCUUUCAAUUCCACGAAAGCACCAGCAUUUAGUAGUGUACCAGUUCAGGUACACUACACUUCAGCCGAAAUGGCUCCAAAGUCUGCCAGAUGAUGUGCUCAUCAUUUCGUUCAGCUGAACUGAGUUGACUGUUGGUAUCACUGGGCCAUCAUUUUUUGUUCAACCAGGCUGUGGCUAAAAAAAAAAAAAAAAAAAAAAAAAAUACAGCUGAAGACACAGAUUCAGAGCUGGAUGGUCAGCGCUUUCAUGUGGCCUGUGAUCCUUUCAAGUCAAUCAUUAAACACAGGGUACACAACUCCAGUCAGUGUCCGGUCAGAUUUUUGCAACGCUGCCUCACUGCUGAGCUGGAGCACACUGAGCAGCUUUCCACAGGAAUCCACAGGUUUCAUAUCCCAUUGGCAGCUUUCACAGGAAGUUUCUGCUCAGACUCACUGAACUGUCAAUGGCCCGUGUUCUUUCCCUUUUCCGGCCUCUGCCUCUUCUGGCCCUCGUGGGCAGGAGAAAACCUGCAUUGUGCAAAAUGUCAAUGGACUCACGGGCACGUGAAGUUUUUGCAGCAGCCGUGGAGGCUGUGCAGCCAGACACUGUGGUCCGGCAAAGCAUAGAGCGCAAAGAAGACUCAGUCGUUAUUGACGGUCACAAAUUCACACUCAAACACAACCUGCACCUGGUGGGCUUUGGGAAGGCCGUGCUGGGAAUGGCUGCUGAGGCGGAGAGGAUCGUGGGUGAUCAUUUAGUAAAAGGAGUCAUAAGCGUGCCCCAUGGGAUUCAGCAGACGUUGCAGCAGCACGGGAAAGGCCAUCUGUUGUUAAAAGAAAACAGUCGCAUCAAAGUAAUGGAAGGAGCUAAACACAACUUGCCUGACGCUGACGCCCAGAAUGCAGCUGAAGGGAUCAGGCAGUUAGCCAGUGAGCUAACAGAGAGAGACCUGCUGCUGGUACUCAUUUCAGGUGGAGGCUCUGCACUACUACCUGCUCCAAUUCCACCAAUCUCACUGCAAGAGAAACUGGAUGUGACCCGCAAACUUGCAGCUGCUGGUGCCACUAUUCAAGAGCUGAACACUGUUCGUCGUGCCCUUUCUUUCUUAAAGGGUGGAGGUCUUGCACAUCAUGCUCACCCCGCGCAGGUGGUUGCUCUGAUACUGUCCGAUGUGAUUGGGGAUCCACUUGAUUUGAUAGCUAGUGGCCCCACAGUAAAGAGCAAAGUUUGGCCUGAGGAAAUUUUGUCCAUCCUUGAACGUUACAAGCUAUUGGACUCUCUACCAGCAUCAGUAAGGGAUGUCCUUGGAAGACCAGGGCCCCGGUGGAAAGAUAAUAAGGAUGAAUCUGAUACACCAGCACAUGUUCUCAAUGCCGUCAUUGGCUCUAACAGUGUUGCCCUUAAGUGUGCAGGUCGCCGUGCUCGAGAGCUCGGCUUCCGGCCCGUUGUGCUUUCACCGGGAGUGUGUGGCGAUGUGAAGUCUGUCUCUAGGCUUUAUGGCCUUCUGGCCCGCUUCGCCAGCUCUCGAGAAGAACCUCCUCCUGAGAUUGCCGCUGAGCUGCUGAGGCUGGGGCCUGAAGUCGGUGUAGAGACCUGGGACCUCUGCCGUACCAUGCAGGUCUUGGAUGAAAUGCGCAUGGAGGGAUGGGGUGCCACGUGUCUGUUAGCCGGAGGUGAGCCCACUGUGGAGCUGACAGGCAAAGGUCGAGGUGGUCGAAACCAGGAGCUGGCUCUGCGAGUGGGACUUGAGCUGGGAAGUCUGAAUCUCCCACCCAAUGGUCCCGUCUUCCUGAGUGGUGGCACUGAUGGUCAGGACGGACCCACUGAAGCAGCAGGGGCUAUUACUGAUGGAGGCUUGUGUGAUGAAGCACAAUCGCAGGGGUUGGACAUCAACAGCUGCCUUACCAACAAUGAUUCUUACACGUUUUUGUCUCGUCUUUCUGAUGGCAAACGUUUACUUGUACCCGGCCUAACCUGCACCAAUGUAAUGGAUGUGCACAUGCUACUUAUCCCAGCAGUACCCAUUAAUAUAAGAUAAUUCCAAAGAACACCAAAUCAAAUAAUCUAAUGGACUGGGACAGAUUCUUCCAGCCCUGGUGCUGGUCUCUUCAGCAGCUUAAAGGUAAAAUAUGAUGAUGAUGAUUUUGUUCAGUUCAUCUGAAAGGGACUGUGCAUCAUUUCAAACUUGUGCGAACACACAGCAGUACAUUGUCUGGUACUGCAAAGCUGUCUUUACCAUUAUGGUAGUAAUAAACAUAGUUAGUUUUAACAGCUGACCAUAGGAUGGCUCAUAAAAAGGAUUAAAUACCUGUUUGGACCUUU